Messenger RNA from Cadophora gregata, 1520 nucleotides. RefSeq lists its product as uncharacterized. NCBI's taxonomy places the organism in Eukaryota, Fungi, Ascomycota, Leotiomycetes, Helotiales, Ploettnerulaceae. Gene Ontology annotation, molecular function: methyltransferase activity. The record is from RefSeq and is a predicted model, not a curated record. The transcript has 4 exons. The coding region runs from base 370 to 1293 and encodes 307 amino acids.
GUCAUGAAAGCGAUUCGUCUUUAAUUUUAAAGGAUGUAGUUCCUCUCUGCCAAACAUUCAUGGACAGGUGAACUUGCGAAGACAACUCGCCAAACUGACCAAUCAUUCUCAAGCCUUACCAGUGACAGAUCGCAGUGACAGUCCACCUUCAGAUCAACACCAUCUCAAGGCUUCAUAAGGUGGUUCCUUUCUUCAUCACUUCUCUCACUAUUUCCAAUCAUUAACUUCCACCUCAAAUCUCACUUCUUUCCCGCUCGCCUGUUCUCUGCCUGUUUCAUUUCCCCUCACAGCACAAUAGCAGACCAUCCUUCCCAGUACUCAUAAAACCCCUCAUAAGCUCCAACCAAGAAACCAUCAACCACAAUCACAAUGUCCACCUCCAAAGCCCAAGCAGUAAACACCCACUACUCCCUCCUCGCACGCUCCGACCCCACCCCCAACAACACCCACGCCCUCAAAGCCGCCUCCUCAUUCGGCUACACACCCGAAGACCUCGCCGCCAUCCCCUCCGGUGCAAACCUAGGCGUAAGCUGCGGCAACCCCUUAGCCAUAGCAGGAAUCAAACCGGGCGAAACAAUCCUCGACCUCGGCUCCGGCGCCGGCUUCGACAUCUUCCAAGCCUCCCUCAAACUCGGCCCCUCCGGCCACGCAAUAGGAAUCGACUGCUCCCCAGACAUGCUCUCCCUCGCCCGGACCAACCAUUCCAAACUCAACCCCAAAUCCAACCCCAACCCCAAAAACAUCCAAUUCAUCCUCUCCGACAUCAGCAGCACCCUCCCCCUCGACCCCGAAACCAUAGACUGCAUAAUCAGCAACUGCGUAAUCAACCUCCUCGCCCCCCCAGAAAAAAAGAAACUCUGUUUCAGCGAAUGCUUUCGUGUUUUGAAAAGGGGAGGGAGGUUGGCGGUGAGUGAUAUCCUUGCGAAGAGGGAGUUGGGGGAGGAGAUGAGGGGGGAUUUGGGGUUGUUUGUGGGCUGUGUGGGGGGUGCUAGUUUGGUGGGGGAGUAUGAGCGGUGGUUGCGGGAGGUGGGGUUUGAAGAUGUUCUCAUCGUGGAUAAGAAGUCUGAUCUCAAUAUCUACAAGGAACGCGUCCCAGCAGGCGAAAUAGGUACUUCUAAAGCCGCAGAAUCCGGAUCUUCUUGCUGUGCUCCAGCUACUUCAUGCUGUGGAGCUGAUGCAAAUACAAAAAAUGAGUCUGAAUCGGCCGAAAUACGAGCAAAGAGAGUUGCGGACAUCGAUUUCAAUGAGUGGGUUAGUUCUUUCAGUAUUUACGCUGUCAAACCUAAGAAGUGAAAGAUUUUCUCUUCGUGGGAUAUACAGGGAUCUUGCUCUAUCAUUGUUUCAUUUAGGAGCCGGUUUGAAACCUCAAUCAAACGUCUCUCCCCAAGUCCAAUUGCGAAGUUUUUUCAUUUCCGUUCCAUUCUGGUUGCUGCUUAUCAUCUGCGUUGUUUCAUCAUGCACGAUAUUGAUUUACUUGCAUAUAUCAACGCAAAAGCAUCUCCCCAACACGGUCAUACCAG